GUGUCGUCAGCGAGGGCAGAUGGGCGGGCUCUCACUUGGAGUGGCGGCCUGUGGAGCCAUUCCGAGUGCAAGCAGCAGGAGAAUGAUGCCGGAAGGAGCCAAUCUGCCGGAGUGGCUACUGCGGAGGGUGGGCCAGACCGGUCGGUGAGCUGCGGGUGUUGGCUGCAGUUCCUCAGGCUUAGAAUGGAAAGAGUGAAUACGUUGAGAUUGUCUGGCCAUGGGAAGGAGAAGAUGCCUGCUCCAAGGGUGCCAGUGCUGGCAGCAAGAUCACUGGAUCUCUUCUCUUCCAGGAGACAUGGAGGUCUAUUUUGGUUGGAGCUACCUGACUAGAUAAAGUAUAGAUCAGUCUGCUGAUCAGUGUGAAAGUACCUUACAUGAAGAAGACUGCCUGAUGGUUUAGUUUGCUAAAUAUAUCGUGAAUAUAUCGUGUCAUCAGAUGAGCCUUUUCAGAAAAUUAAAAACCAAAACCAGUAUUUUCUUGUUUCUGGGUUUUGCUUGGAAUAUUUUGUCCCCUGUCAAUUCAGGUGGGCCAUCAUCUGUUGCUGAUUUUAACUGGAAUUGUGGAAGCAAAACCCUGGAAUACAAAAAAAAUUGGAAUGUUUCUUUAAGCUUUAAAAUAGGCAAUCUUGACUCAGAUUUGCAGUAAGGGCAGUUUAUGCAUCUGCAAUAUAUAAAUAGCUCUUUAAAUAGGUAUACUCAUAUUUAAAGUUUCUUUACAUUGACAAAGUGGUAUAAAAUAUUUUAAUUGUAAAAAACAGUUCAAACCAAUUUACCAUAGAAAAAACCACACUUCAAUGUAGGGAUUUUCACCAGAAGAAAAACUUGGCUGCUGAAAAGGAGAUGGUCUUAAAUUUAAAUGUGUUCUAAAGCCAGUUAAUUUACUCCACUGUAAAUGAAACUUAGAGAGGGCAAACACAAAGCUUCCUAACAAGACUAGCAGUACAUGACAAAAUCAGUUUCAAGUGACUUAAGCACUCAAAGGUGUACUGUCACCAAACCGUCUCUAAAUGACCCUGUUUGGUAAACCCCAGCAAUCCUGUUAUUCAGCCAGGCUCUUGGUGUUGUUUGUAUUCCAUUAUUGCAGUCCAGAGUGCCUCAUGGGAAUCCAGUUAGGAUGCAGUCUAAUAGCCUGUGUCUUCCUUCCACGACAAGAUGUAGAGUGAUCAGCCUUUAGGAAUGUAAAAUAUGAAUAGAUUGAAGAAAACAUGGCCAAUCAACGGGAUUACAUUAGCAGACCUAUUUGCAAUGGAAUUUCUGUUCCUGAAAAUAAAAUCAAUUCCUUAGUGGCUGAAGGUCAUGGACAACAAAUUCUAAAAGUACUACAAAAGUUCAGAGAACAAAAUAUAUUUUUUGAUUUUAAGAUUCGUGUGAAAGAUGAAAUAAUUCCCUGUCAUCGUUGUGUACUGGCAGCAUGCAGUGAUUUUUUCAGAGCCAUGUUUGAAGUUAAUAUGAAAGAACGGGAUGAUGGCAAUGUUACUAUUAGUAACCUAUCACCCAAGGCAGUGAAAGCUUUUCUUGAUUAUGCUUACACAGGAAAAACGGAGAUAACAAAUGAUAAUGUGGAAAUGCUCUUCCAACUGUCGUCAUUUCUUCAAGUUUCACUCCUUUCCAAAGCUUGUAGUGACUUUCUAAUAAAAAGUAUUGAUCUUGUGAAUUGCUUACAGUUGCUUUCUCUGUCAGAAAGUUAUGGGUCUGUCCGCUUGUUUGAUCAUGCACUAGAUUUUGUACAACACCACUUUUCAUUGCUGCUCAGAUCGAGUGACUUCUUGGAGAUGAAUUUUGAGAUAUUACAAAAAUGUCUCGAGGCUGAUGAACUAGAUGUCCCUGAGGAAGAAUCAGUGUUGAAAGCUGUCCUCCAGUGGACCAAACACAACUUAGAAACACGGCAGAAAUACCUGCCUAAUUUGAUUAAAAAAGUGAGAUUACACCAGUUACCUGAAAAGACUUUGCAGGACUUUCUGCAUUCUGAAGAACAUUUACUUAAGAGUGCUAAUUGCUCAGUAAUAAUCAAUGAUGCAGUUAAAAGUGUGCAGAACUUCAGUGGAUUGUUUCCAGAUGCACGUCCUUCAACAACAGAAAAAUAUAUAUUUGUUCAUAAAACUGAUGAAGAUGGAGAAAACAGACAUACGUUCUGCUACAACAUCAAAACAGAUAAAUGGAAAGAACUACCACAUACGCACAUGAUUGAUCUGCCAGGGUCAAGUUUGUCUAGCUAUGGAGAAAAAAUAUUUAUAACUGGAGGAUGCAAGGGUAAUUGUUAUAGGACUGUCAGGCUUCAUAUUGCUGAACCGUUUCAUGAUGCCACUGACCAAACCUGGUGCUACUGUCCAGUCAGCAAUGAAUUCUCCAUAGUGUCAGCUAUGAAAAAACCGAGGACAAUGCACACAUCUGUUGUAACCUUAAAUCAGCUCUUUGUAAUAGGUGGAAAGACCAGAGGAGCUCAAGAAACUCGGAGUCUUUUGGAUGUAGAAUCCUAUAACCCUCUUUCCAAAGACUGGAAAUCUGUAAGCCAGUUACCAAGAGGUAUCUACUAUCCAGAAGCAAGUGCAUGCCAGAAUAUAAUUUAUGUCCUUGGCUCAGAAGUAGAGAUUACUGAUGCCUUUAAUCCAUCCCUUGACUGUUUCUUUAAGUAUAAUGCUAUGACUGAUCAGUGGUCUGAGCUUGUUGCAGAAUUUGGGCAGUUUUUCCAUGCAACUCUAAUCAAAGCUGUUCCGGUGAACUGUACAUUGUACAUAUGUGAUCUCUCCACCUACAAGGUUUACAGUUUUUGCCCAGAAACCUGUGUUUGGAAAGGGGAAGGAUCUUUUGAAUGCGCUGGCUUUAAUGCAGGGGCAGUUGGGACAGAAGACAAAAUUUAUAUACUAGGUGGUGAUUAUGCUCCAGAAGAAAUCACAGAUGAAGUUCAAGUCUACCACAGUAGUAGGUCUGAGUGGGAAGAAGUUUCCCCAAUGCCAAGAGCCUUAACUGAGUUUUACUGUCAGGUCAUUCAGUUUAAUAAAUAUAGGGACCCCUGGUCACCGGUACUGACGAUUUGCUCUGGAGAAUUUUGAAACUCCCAAGUCAGAAGAGUCUAUUUAAAUGCACAAGUUGUAGAACAGUUUUUAAGUAUUAGUUUACAGAUUUGAGAAAUAUAUACUCAUUUGUUUAAAUUUUCAGUUUAGAUUCAAUGCUGUAGGAUUGCUCUUGGAAGGCUCCAUUAAAAUGUCGUUCACGUUAGUCGUUAUACAGACAGUAUUAUAUGCUUAAUUUUAUAUACAACUCUUCUCUGUAAUUGUCAGAAUAAUUUUCAAAAUAAUACUAAUUUUCCAGAAAGAAUAUUCAUGAGGAAUUAGUUGUGUAAUAUGUGUCAUUAUUUCUGUAAUAUUCAGUUGUCCCAACAGACAAAUUCUAAAUGAGAAAACUGACUGUGAUACUGUUUUCCCUAUGUAACUGAAGUUUAAAAGACAUUUGCAUUAGUGUUAUUUAGAUUUUCUAUGUUCAUAAACCUGUAAGAGGAAUUCAUUGUCAGCUUUAUCUUAUCACAAUGACCUUAGCAAGGACAAGAGCCAAAGUGACCUUCACAGUAUUAAAACCAGGUAUCUAACUUGAAGAGAUUGAUAAUUCCUGUCAUCUUACUUCAGCUCUUCAGUUUUACCAGUUUUUCUCCAUCCUUGUGCCUUAGUAGUAGCUUUAUUUUCUGUUUCCAUGGCAUUAACUGUGGCAAAGUAAACUUCAAUAACAUACUGCAGGGUAGGUCAGAUUUCUACAGAUGAAAGAUGAUUCAUGUGAUAUCUUUGCUUCAGUCAUGUUGCUAACUAAAGAAAAAACACUUCAGGAUGUUUUUUAACAGAAGUCUUCAUCUCCGAAGUCUUCAGUGCUACCUACUAAGCAGUCACUAGGCUGCUUAUAGCAGCAAGCUGUAAACUGAAUUGUAGCUGUUGCUUCCGUUAAUUAUGGGAAAAGUUUGUAUCUUGUCAUACAUCAAAUACAAAGUUACAAAACUACACCCCCCCCCAUAUUAAAAGUCAAUAGUAAAUAGUAUUUCUGAGGUGAGAAAUCAUCUCUCGUGGUUUAAAUUAAAUAAAACACUUUAUCUUGAACUUCAUUGUAUUUUAGAUGUUAAAAUAUUACGCAGUAAAUAUAUUGCUUGAUAAACUUUAAGUAGUCAGCUAUGAUAAUGUUAAAAUUGUAAUGGACUUUUAGUGCUAAUGUUAGUCUAGCCAUACGUUCUGAAGUAAAUUUGAUCUCUUGCUUACAAAGUCAGUCUUCUUUCUGACAGGAGGACACUGAAAUUAGGUAGGUUUCAUAAAUUAAUUUGUAAUCUUCCACAGCCUGAGAACUUCCUUUCUUACCGGGUAUUGAGAUAAGACAUUGAGAGCCCUUAUGUUCCAUAUAAGUGUUGUGAAAGCAGUAAGGUUGUUUUCUGCCAGACAGAAUAAUGGUUCUAAACAUUUAAUCACAUCUUUUCAAGCAGUUUAAAUAAUGAAUAAAAUUUAGUGAGGCAUCAGAGACAUCUUUCAUGUGUCUUGAGACAACUGUGGUAAGUUCAUUAUCACAUCACUACUGCAUGUACUUUUUGUAAAACCCAAGCUGAAUAUUAAUGCUUAAAGCUUAAUAUUGCCUAGAACAGGCUUCUGUUUUAAACAGUGAACAAUGGAAGGUUCUAAUUCUGCGACUGACUCUGUAAUUUGUUAUCAUAUACCUUUACAAAUUUAGAUAACAUUUGUCAUAACAAUUUUCAUAUGUAUGUAAAAUAAAAUCGUGUACAUUUGGAGAAGAUGUUAAUAGAGCAGGACCCUUCCACUCAGUAAUUUCUGUAUAGUAAUAAGUGUGUCAGUUCUGUAGAAGUAAGUAGCUUGCUACAGUAUUUCAGGCAACUUCCACAUUUAUUAUGUUUUUUUUUCAUAAGUUUCCAAAUAAUAUUUUAACUAAUGUAGCUAGGUGACUUCUACAAUCACCUUGCAGAAAUGCAAGUAUUUUUAUAUUGGGACACAACUACUUUUUGUUAGUGCAAAGCAAAUGUAUUGAGUAGAGAGAGGAAGAAUACUAUUCCUACUUACUGAAACAAUAGGAAAAAACCAAACACAUAGGAAAAUGGUAGUUUUAGUUUUAUUGAAGUUACUCAGAGUAGCAUAGAGACUUCAUUAACCAUUAAUUGCAACUUGUCACAUCAUUGGAAUACAAGGCCCAAUUCACCUUUGCUUAUGUAUUUGUGUUGUGUUUUUAUACCUGAGUAAUAUGAGUAUACAAUUUAUGCAUUGAGAAAAGUAACAUAUUAUGCCCGUAGUACAUGGGUAUAAAUAGCUAUGCAAAUUGGAAGAGACUAGAGAAUUGCCAGGGUGUUUUAAUUGCCACUGUCAUGACCAGAUUGCUGGGUCACAUAAACAGCAAGCGAGUAAGUCAUUCAGGUGAUGCUCCUUCCUCUAAGUUUUUCCCUGCAGCAGAUCUGUUUGGCAGUCUUCCACCCAGCUACUUGCUAUAAGACUCUGGCAUCUGACAUCAGCCAGAGCAAUGACGUAUGUGAGAAAUUCCUCAGUACAGAGGAAUUAUAGACAGUGAAAACUGACUGAAGCUGAAUUGGGAAAAUAGACAUGCUUCUUUAAUAUUCUACACUAUACUUGUGCAGGAACUAAUGUCAGUUCCCAGUCUGAAAAAUCAUUCAUGGGUUUCACAGGGAGUUGAGCUCUUACUCAGUGAUCAGGAAAUAAUGUAGCAAUAUCAGUUACUUUCUAGCAUUGCUUACAGAAAAGUUACUGUGAAAUGGUACUGAUUUUCUGCAGUUAUGCAGGUAAACCUGUACUACAGCUCUCACAGAAAGAAAAUGGAUCAUUUGCCACAUUUCCACAUACAAAGUAUUAAAUCAGGUAGAACUGAAUGCAGAAGAAGCAGAAGUGUUAGAAAGUCAUGUUUAAAAACAAGGCUUUAUCAUAGAAGAAAGGACCUAUGUUCCAAACCGUGUGAUUAAUUGCUAAAGAUGUAAGAAAUCUCAGUGAACUACACAAAAAUGAAUUACUUGCUUGAGUAAUUCAGUUGUACAUCCAGUUGUAGUCUGGAUCAAACAGAUUUUUCAGUCUACAGACCAUUUAUGCAAUUAAAAACAAAAGUCACAAAAUUAUUGCAAAGUGAUUUUUUAAAAUAUCUUUUAUGACUUUUCAAAGCUCUUUGAAUCAAAGCUUUAUGAAAAAGUACCUUCCUCUAAAAAUAGUACCUAGAUUAACGAUUACGUAUGUUCUCACUGAAAUAGAGUGAUGUUUAAACAUACAAAAUGCAUGUAAAAUUAUAAUCUACUAUUUGCACUUAAAUGAUGUAACCAAAACAUUUCUAAUAGUAUUCUAUUUUAUGUCACAAAAUACAUUAUAAGCAUGACCAGUAUAAUAUACACGAAGAUAAUAUAUAUUGUAUGUGGGAUUUUAAUAUCCAGUGAUGAUUAUAUUGGAUAAUCCUAAUUUUUAAAGAAUGCUAUCAAAACAUUAUGGCACUUUGCUAAUGUUAUCAUACUGGUUUAGUUGUUAUAAUAAAUAUCAAUUAUUCAGGUGUUUUAUUGAUUAUGUUUGCACAGACUUAAUGAUUAUUAUUUAAGGACUAAUUAAUUUGUUUUCUAUACUCUAAAUACAUUUGUAGUAAGUCAGUUUACUGCUGUUAAAAAUUUGUUAUAUACACUAAAUGGAGUAGAUUUUCUGGGUCAGAUUUAUUUAUGGUAUUACUCUGUGAAGAAAACUGUUUACCUCCUCUGGUUAGUAUAGGGUAGUAGGUAAGGUAUAGGCUAUAGAAUGUGCUGACUGCAGUUCCUAAUGUGGAGAUUAAAUUUUAGAUGCUUCUGUUUGUAAGUGACCAACAGGAGGCAGCAUAAGAUCUAUUUUAAUUAAAACAGACUGGAAACAGGAAUGUAUUUGACAAUAUUUAUAGUUGAACAUUAUGCUCAAUUUACUUUUUUCCUUCUAACACCCAGUAAAGCAUAGAGAACAGUAACAUUUCGCUGCUGCCUGAGCUCUGCGGGUAUGUGGAAAGUACGAUACUACACAUUUGCUGAGAUGUUCAUUCUUUUGUGAAAUAAAGCACUGAGCAACUGAA
Molecule: messenger RNA, 7050 nt
Organism: Haemorhous mexicanus (house finch)
Lineage: Eukaryota; Metazoa; Chordata; Aves; Passeriformes; Fringillidae
Gene: KBTBD3
Product: kelch repeat and BTB domain containing 3
Exons: 4
Coding region: 1206-3050 (614 amino acids)
Molecular function (GO): protein binding
Source: RefSeq, a predicted model, not a curated record